Messenger RNA from Phasianus colchicus (ring-necked pheasant), 2513 nucleotides. RefSeq names its product zinc finger and BTB domain containing 26 (gene ZBTB26). Gene Ontology annotation, biological process: regulation of transcription by RNA polymerase II. The record is from RefSeq and is a predicted model, not a curated record. Lineage: Eukaryota; Metazoa; Chordata; Aves; Galliformes; Phasianidae. Gene Ontology annotation, molecular function: DNA-binding transcription factor activity, RNA polymerase II-specific; RNA polymerase II cis-regulatory region sequence-specific DNA binding; protein binding.
GGGGCGGAGGGCGCGGGAGCGCUUCCGGCGGCCGAACAAUGCGGUUCCGAGUCGCCGUCGCGGGCGCUGGCGGCAGCCGUCCGUAGCCGGGGGCAGCGGCAGCGGGUGCCGGCGGGGUGACGCGGCCCGGCGCUCCAGGUGUGCCAAAAUGUCAGAAAGAUCAGAUAUUCUUCACUUCAAGUUUGACAAUUACGGCGAUUCGAUGUUACAGAAAAUGAACAAACUGAGAGAAGAAAACAAAUUUUGUGAUGUUGUCGUCCAUAUAGAUGAUGUUGAAGUUCAUGGGCAUAAAAUUGUAUUUGCUGCUGGCUCUCCCUUUUUAAGAGAUCAGUUCUUAUUAAAUGACUCUAGAGAUGUAAAAAUCUCUAUCCUGCAAAGUUCGGAAGUAGGGAGGCAGUUGCUUUUAUCUUGUUACAGUGGAGUUCUGGAGUUUCCUGAAAUGGAGCUGGUAAACUACUUAACUGCUGCGAGCUUUCUGCAGAUGAGCCACAUUGUUGAACGAUGUACCCAGGCACUUUGGAAGUUCAUAAAACCGAAGCAGCCAUUGGAGAGCAAGGAGUGUGAACAGCAAAGUGACUCCUCUGAGCUGAAGGAACAUGGAGAAGAUGAAGACUCUCUGCCACAAGAUUCACCUUGUAUUCAACCUUCAGAAGACAGUAUGGACAUGGAGGAUAGUGAUAUUCAGAUUAUCAAGGUGGAGUCCAUUGGGGAGGUGACAGAAGUUAGAAAUAAGAAGGAUCAGAACCAGUUUAUUUCUUCUGAACAAACUGCAUUGCAUUCCUCUGAACCUCAACACUUUCUAAUCAACUCCACUGUUGAAAACAGAGCAAGUGAAAUAGAGCAAAACCACCUCCACAAUUAUGCCCUUUCAUAUGCUGGCAGUGAUAACAUCAUUCUGGCCUCUAAAGAUAUGUUUGGGUCUAACAACCGUGGUAUAGACAAAGGCCUCCAGUGGCACCAUCAGUGUCCAAAGUGCACAAGAGUAUUUCGGCAUCUAGAAAACUAUGCUAAUCACUUAAAGAUGCACAAACUAUUCAUGUGUCUCCUCUGUGGCAAGACAUUCACUCAGAAAGGCAAUCUCCACCGGCACAUGAGAGUGCAUGCAGGCAUCAAACCGUUCCAAUGUAAGAUCUGUGGGAAAACCUUCUCUCAGAAAUGUUCCUUACAGGACCAUCUCAACCUGCACAGUGGGGACAAGCCCCAUAAGUGUAACUACUGUGACAUGGUGUUUGCGCAUAAGCCCGUUCUGAGGAAACAUCUUAAACAGCUACAUGGUAAAAAUAGCUUUGACAAUGCCAAUGAAAGAAAUGUUCAAGACAUAACGGUGGACUUCGAUUCAUUCACAUGUAGUGCUGCUACAGACAGUAAGGUCUGUCAGCAGGCCGAUGGAAGCCAGGUACUGGAUGCAGGGAAGCUGCCUCAGGCUGUGCUCAGUUUAAGAAAUGAUAGUACCUGUGUCAAUUAAGCAAUUAAAAACAGCCCUUUGUAGGGAUCAUGACUCAGAGGAGCAAACAGUUGGCUUGGGCUCUUACCUAAACUAGUGGUAUGCUCUGAAAGGCUUCUGAUGGAGGGUUGGAUUGCAAAACCUGGCAGGUCUUCAGCCAUCGUUCUUAGUCUUACUUGAUAUUUUCUGUGAAUAACAAUCUUCCUUCAGGUUUCUGUCUGUGUCUCUACUGUGGAUUAAGGGGUUAAUUGUUUCAUUUCUCUCUGAUUAGGAGACUCAAGACUAACACCUUUUGAAAGACUGUUGCUGUGUGCUGCAAGUAAACCAUCUGCUGUACAUUUAGAGGCUUCUCUGUGUCUGGGCAGAUGGAGGAAAGAGCAAAGAGGACAAGUGUGUGAGAUAACCCAAUUGUUAUUUUAUAAAGCACUGGAUCACUGAAAGCACUCCAUAUAGUGCUAAUUUGUUUUAAACUUACCUCUUAACGUUAUUUUUGUCUGAUCUUACCCCUAGACCCCUACAGUUGAAAUGAAGUAUAUUUGUGUCACUUUUUUCCCUUUCUAAACUAUUUCAAGAAAUUUCUGCUGCCAGUUAACACUAUCUUAAAAGCUCUCAGGGUUUUUAAUGUUGGCAUGCAUUAUGAAGAGGUGAAGCCCUGAAUAAUUUGGCAGGGUUAGUUGAUCAUUGCAUAGAACUGUUCAAAAUGAGAUGGGUUGCAGCUCUGGAAUGCGUGAGCUCGGCACCUGGAGUGCCAGGUAUGACCUGUUUCAUAAGCUGUCAUACACAGAAAUAUUAAAGGGCACUUACCAUUGUAUGUACUGAUUCAAGGUAAGCACUUCAAAACUAGAAGUUGUCAUCUAUCUUCCAUAAAUUUUGUUUAAAUAAUCACAGCAGUUGCUACUUUCCUAAUUGGUUUUAGAGCAAAGCUGGAGUGAAAAAACACUGCUUUUUGACACUGUGAAAAGAAUCUGUUUUAAAAGCUGCAAUGUAUAGGAACUCCAUGCUUUUUUUUUCCCCCUUAACUCUUCUGUAUGUCUCCUUGAGAACUAAUAAGAGCCACGUCAGUUAAUAU